Oxyura jamaicensis (ruddy duck) is the source of this 2926-nucleotide messenger RNA. It is a transcript of the gene MICALL1, whose product is annotated as MICAL like 1. The transcript is spliced from 16 exons. The coding region runs from base 68 to 2860 and encodes 930 amino acids. Gene Ontology annotation, molecular function: protein binding. Lineage: Eukaryota; Metazoa; Chordata; Aves; Anseriformes; Anatidae. The record is from RefSeq and is a predicted model, not a curated record.
CCUCCCCGCUCGCUCCGUGCCUCCCUUUCCCCUCGUCGGCUCCCCGGGCGGCGGAGCGGCAGCCCCCAUGUCGGGCCCGCGGGGCGCCCUGCAAGCCUGGUGCCGGCGGCAGUGCGAGGGUUACCGCGGCGUGGAGAUCCGCGACCUCAGCUCCUCGUUCCGCGACGGCCUGGCCUUCUGCGCCAUCCUGCACCGGCACCGGCCCGACCUGCUAGACUUUGAUUCUCUCUCCAAGGAAAAUGUCUACGAAAAUAACCGCUUGGCCUUCGAGUUGGCAGAGCGGGAGCUGGGCAUCCCAGCCCUGCUAGAUCCCAAUGACAUGGUCUCCAUGAAAGUCCCCGACUGCCUCAGCAUCAUGACUUACGUGUCUCAGUAUUACAACCAUUUCAACAACCCCAGCCAAGCCAGAGUCCCUCCGCCUAUGAAGCGCCCGGCCGCGGCCGCCUCGCCGCCUCUGCUGUCCCACAAGAAGCCCGUGGCUGCGGCCGAGAGCUCCUCCACGCCGCAGAACGAUGUCCCCUUGGAGCCGGCGGAGCCGUCGCAGCGCACCACGCUCAGCAGUACCUGCGCCGCCUGCCAGCAGCACGUCCACCUGGUGCAGCGCUACCUGGCCGAGGGCAAGCUCUACCACCGCCAGUGCUUCAGGUGCAAGGAGUGCUCCAGCACCCUGCUCCCAGGGUCAUACAAGCCCGGCGCAGAGGCGGGGACGUUUGUCUGCACACACCAUCGUGGUAAAUUGGCCGUGAGCGGCAAGAUGGACAGGAGGGCCAGCCCCGACCGGCAGUCGCCGGAGCUAAGAACUGAAAUUGCUGCCGGCAGCGUGGGUGAGGAUGGGCUCCCUGCGGGAGCAGAGGUGGGGAAGGACAACAGCACUGCCGUGGAGAACGUGGCGGAGACCCAGACGCCUGCAGAGGGGACGGCCAGCCCGGAGGAGAAGGACAGCGCACCCAGCAAAGCAGAGACAGCGACGCCCCACGCGGGAAGCGGGGCACCCACCUCCCAAAUACCCCCCAGGCCUCCCCUUCCCAGCAAGCCCUCAGCGCCCAGCCAGGACAAAGCCAGCCCUCUGGACGGACGCCUCAGAGACCCUCGGCCCACCCCGGCCCCGAGGAGGUCGACGGAUGCCUCAGCCCUCUCCCCUCCAGCCUCCCACCCCGUGCCCCGGCCCCGCUCCACCAUCCAGGGCGAGGCAAGCGACUGCGCGCCCGGCAUGGUGAACGGUAGGGGACCUGAACCCAGUCUCCCUGUCCCAAAACCCCGAGGGAGACCCUGCUCCUCUGAUCGUGCUGGAGCUGCUGCAAGAGCCAAGGACCCGCCGUGGAUGGCCUUAGUGCAGGCAGAGCCCAAGAAGAAGCCAGCUCCUCCUCCUCCUCCCCCGGGGAGCGGCCACGAGACCCCAAGCAGGACUGCGGAGGAGGAGGAUGGGGAGGAGGUGGGCAAAGCCAAGAGCGAGGAGAGCAAGCCUGAUGCCGCAGAGCCCAAACCGUACAACCCCUUUGAGGAGGAGGAGGAGGAAGAGGAGGUUGCUGCUGCCCAAAAGAGCACGCCUGAGCAGGAGCAGGGGGAGGCUGCUGCCAAGUCCCUCCACCCCUGGUACGGGAUCACUCCCACCAGCAGCCCCAAGGCAAAGAAGCGGCCAGCCCCGCGAGCCCCCAGUGCUUCCCCGCUAGCCCACCACCCCAUCUCCAGGCUGUCGCACUCCGAGCCAUCCUCCUCCACUCCGUCUCCGGCCCUCAGCCUCGAGAGCAUCAAUUCCGAGAGUUCGGCCAAGGUGCUGGGCGACACCGACGAGGCCCCGGUGCCUAAGAGCUCCUCCGAGCCCACUGUCCACACGCCAACGGCCACCAAGACCUCCAGCGCUGACGCGCCGCUGGCCAGCGUCUCCUCCAGCGAGAGCCCUGCCGCCCCAGCCAGCCUCUCCACCACCUCCUCCUUCUCCUCCUCCAGCGAACUGGCCAGCUUCAGCGCGGAGGCGCAGCCCAGCGCCCCGCACGCCAGCAGGAGCGUCUCUGCUGGCAGCUUAAAGACCAGCCCCAGCCGGCUGCCCCCCAGGCCUCCUGCUGGGGCUAGCCCUACGCCCAUCCUCUUGGCUUCCGAUGGGGGUGCCGGGAGCCCGAAGCCGCCCUCUUCACCCAAACCCCAGCUGAAGUCCUCCUGCAAAGAGAACCCCUUCAACCGAAAGCCAUCGCCUGCUGCCUCGCCCUCCGCAAAGAAACCUCCCAAAGGCUCCAAGCCAGUGCGUCCUCCUGCGCCGGGCCACGGCUUCCCGCUGAUCAAACGCAAGGUGCAGACAGAUCAGUACAUCCCCGAGGAAGACAUCUACGGAGAGAUGGAUGCCAUCGAGCACCAGCUGGACCAGCUGGAGCACCGCGGGGUGGCCUUGGAGGAGAAGCUUCGCAGCGCUGAGAAUGACAGCCCCGAGGACAGCCUGCUGGUGGACUGGUUCAAACUCAUCCACGAGAAGCACAUGCUGGUGCGCCACGAGUCAGAGCUCAUCUACAUCUUCAAGCAGCAGAACCUGGAGCAGCGGCAGGCGGACGUGGAGUACGAGCUGCGCUGCCUCCUCAACAAGCCAGAGAAGGACUGGACUGAGGAGGACCGGGUGAGGGAGCAGGUGCUGAUGCAGGAGCUGGUGACCAUCAUCGAGCAGAGGAACGCCAUCGUCAACUGCCUGGACGAGGACCGGCAGAGGGAAGAGGAGGAGGAUAAAAUGCUGGAAGCCAUGAUUAAAAGGAAAGAGUUCCACAAGGAGACGGAGGCCGAGAGCAAGAAGAAAGGCAAAUUCAAGCCCAUGAAGGUGCUCAAGCUGCUGGGCAACAAACACGACUCCAAGAGCAAGUCACCCAAGGAGAAAAGCUAGAGCAGGGGCCGCCAGCAGUGGGAGGGACGUGCUGCCUGACUGCCCUGGCCUCCCGCAGCCAGGGUG